UCGUCUCGCAAAUUAGUCUCCAUUUGUACAAUUAGUUUUGUAAUUAGUCUAUAUUUAAUACUCCUAAUUAGAUGCGAUAGAAAUUUUAGGAGGGAACGAAGAAACAAACACCCCCUUCCUCCCAGCUACACAUCAGCGGAAGCAGAGCAAGAAGACUUCGCCAUGGGCACACAGCUCCUCCUCCUCGCCGCCCUCCUCCUCCUGCCCCUCGCCGCCCUCCUGCUCGCGAGGCAGUGCGGGGUCCGCGGGGGCAAGAGCGGCGCCCGCGUCCCGCCGGGCCCACCGGGCCUGCCGUUCCUCGGCAACCUGCUCCUGCUGAGGCGCUCCUCGUCCGACGUGGAGGCCCUGCUCCGGCGCCUCGUCGCGCGGUACGGCCCCGUUGUGUCCCUGCGCGUGGGCUCCACCCUGUCGAUCUUCAUCUCCGACCGCCGCGUCGCGCACGCCGCCCUGGUCGGGAGCGGCGCCGCGCUCGCCGACCGCCCCGCGUUCACGCGCGCGCUCCUGGGGGACAACGGCAACACCAUCUCGCGCUCCAGCUACGGGCCCGUGUGGCGCCUCCUCCGCCGCAACCUCGUCGCCGAGACGCUGCACCCGUCGCGGGUGAAGCUGUUCGGGCCGGCCCGCGCCUGGGUGCGCCGCGUGCUCGCGGAGAUGCUCGGGCGGGAGGCCGAGGAGGCCAGGGCCCAGGCGCGGGCGCCGCCCCCCGUGAUGGAGACUUUCCGGUACGCCAUGUUCUGCCUCCUGGUGCUCAUGUGCUUCGGCGAGCGGCUGGAUGAGCCGGCGGUGCGCGACAUCGCCGCCGCGCAGCAGGCCUGGCUCAUGUUCAUGGGCCAGAACGCCACCGUGCUCGCGUUCUGGCCGGCGCUGACCAGGAUCCUCUUCCGCGGCGGCCUCCAGAAGGGGCUCGAUGCGCGGCGGCGCCAGAAGGAGCUCUUCGUGCCACUCAUCGAGGCGCGCCGGGAGCGCAAGAAGCAGCUGGACAGCCCAGUUGGUGGCGGGGCCGCCGCGGAGGCGCCGGAGAAGGAGACGACGUUCGGGCACUCGUACGUGGACACGCUGCUCGACAUCAGGCUCGCCGACGAGGGGAACCGCGCGCUGACCGACGAAGAGAUGGUGAACCUCUGCUCCGAGUUCCUCACCGCCGGGACCGACACGACGUCCACGGCGCUGCAGUGGAUCAUGGCGGAGCUCGUCAAGAACCCGGCCAUCCAGGAGAAGCUCUACGGUGAGAUCAAGGCGGCGUGCGGCGGCGAGCAAGAGGAGGUUGGCGAGGAGGACACGCACAGGAUGCCGUACCUCAAGGCCGUCGUCCUCGAGGGCCUGCGCCGGCACCCUCCGGCGCACUUCCUGCUGGCGCACAAGGCGGCUGAGGACAUCGAGGUCGGCGGGUACCUAAUCCCCAAGGGUGCGACGGUGAACUUCACGGUGGCGGAGAUGGGCUGGGACGAGCGGGAGUGGGACAGGCCCAGAGAGUUUGUGCCGGAGCGAUUCCUGCCCGGCGGCGACGGCGAGGGCGUGGACGUGACGGGCAGCAGGGAGAUCAAGAUGAUUCCGUUCGGCGUCGGCCGGCGGAUCUGCGCCGGGCUCGGCAUCGCCAUGCUUCACUUGGAGUACUUCGUGGCCAACUUGGUCAGGGAAUUCGAGUGGAAGGGGGUGCCCGGCGAGGAGGUGGACUUGGUCGAGACGCGCGAGUUCACCACCGUCAUGAAGAAACCACUCCGCGCGCGGCUGCUGCGCAGAACCGCUGGCUGAAUGCCCCAGCCAUCGCCGCGUCUGAGUAGGUAGCCAUCGGCAGAGUAGCUAUCUGUUGGACGGACGGCCAGACGGGGAACGCCUGCGAAAACGAAGCCGAUGGGAUUCCUGGGCCGGGCCGAGAACUCCGGGAGUUUUGGGCUGCGUAAAUUGCUUUAUCUGGUGGACGCUUUUAGUGGCUCAGAUGGUCUAAAGUGUUGGGCUGGGCCAUUCCCAUAAGGCCCCCACUGUCAGGAAUGUUUCGUCAGGAUGUCAGAGCUGAAAUUUCAUUCCCUCUACCCUUCCUCUUCAUUUCACAUCUUAUCGGGAUAGAUUCCAGUACCCCGCAAGAAAGUAAAAAAAUGGAUUCCUAUUAGAAUU
Messenger RNA from Setaria italica (foxtail millet), 2112 nucleotides. RefSeq names its product cytochrome P450 89A2. The transcript has a single exon. Gene Ontology annotation, cellular component: membrane. Bases 163 to 1752 code for a protein of 529 amino acids. NCBI's taxonomy places the organism in Eukaryota, Viridiplantae, Streptophyta, Magnoliopsida, Poales, Poaceae. Gene Ontology annotation, molecular function: iron ion binding; oxidoreductase activity, acting on paired donors, with incorporation or reduction of molecular oxygen, NAD(P)H as one donor, and incorporation of one atom of oxygen; heme binding. The record is from RefSeq and is a predicted model, not a curated record.